Messenger RNA from Andrographis paniculata, 1535 nucleotides. RefSeq names its product cytochrome P450 704C1-like. Lineage: Eukaryota; Viridiplantae; Streptophyta; Magnoliopsida; Lamiales; Acanthaceae. Bases 9 to 1535 code for a protein of 508 amino acids. Gene Ontology annotation, molecular function: oxidoreductase activity, acting on paired donors, with incorporation or reduction of molecular oxygen; heme binding; monooxygenase activity. The record is from RefSeq and is a predicted model, not a curated record. The transcript is spliced from 5 exons.
AGCUAGCCAUGGCCAUGUUUAUUCCUACGUUGUUCUUGACAGCUUGUGUAGCUGUUGCAUUUGCAAGAGCAUGGAUAAUUUUGCGCCUGUCGAGAUCGAAGAAGAAGCGAUAUCAUCCGGUGAGAGGCACGGUGAUCCACUCCCUGAUUAACUUCGAUCGGUUGCACGACUUCAUCUCCGAUCUGGCUCAAGAGGACGCAACUUUCAGAAUCCUCUACCCGAACAACAGCGAUGUCUACACUUCAGAUCCUGCCAACGUCGAGUACAUCCUCAAGACCAAUUUCGACAACUACGGCAAGGGGCACUUGCACCAUGACUUGCUGAGAGAUCUUCUCGGGGAAGGAAUCUUCACAGUUGACGGCGAGAAAUGGCGACACCAGAGGAAGAUGUCGAGCUUCGAAUUCUCCACACGAAACCUGAAAGAAUUCAGCGGCGGCGUGUUCAAGCGCAACGCCGCCAAGCUCGCUCGAAUGGUGGCUGCAGCUGUUGCAUCGGAUGAGGCUGCCGAAAUUCAGGACAUGCUUAUGAAGUCUGCACUCGACUCUGUCUUUAAGGUCGUGCUCGGCGUCGACCUUGACAGCAUGGGUGGAACGAAUGCAGCCGGUGCGCGAUUCUCCGUCGCGUUCGACAGGGCGAGUGAAUUGACGUGCUAUCGAUACAUCGACGUGUUUUGGAGACUCAAAAGGGUUCUCAGCAUCGGAUCAGAGGCUGAGCUGCGUAGGCAAGUGAAAGUAGUCGAUGAGUUCGUGUACAAUGUCAUUCGAAGCAAGCUCGAACGGAUAAGAGAAUCGAAUGGAAGUGUAUCUGGGGUCGAUAAAGGGGACAUUUUGUCAAGAUUCUUGGAAAUGGACGAGACGGAUCCGAAGUACUUAAAGGACAUAAUCCUAAGCUUCAUAAUCGCGGGCAAGGACACGACGGCGAGCGCGCUUUCUUGGUUCUUCUACAUGAUGUGCAGACACCCGUCUUAUCAAGAACGGAUCGUGAGCGAAGUGCGGCGCUGUGUAAGAAUUGAAGCGAAUUCGAGCAUCGAUGAGAUAGCGGAGGGGAUCACCGAAGAAGCAUUGGGCGAAAUGCAGUUCCUACAUGCUGCUUUGAGCGAGACUCUCAGGCUAUACCCUGCAGUCCCUCAGGAUGGAAAGAUGUGCUUCUCCGACGACACGUUGCCGGAUGGAUUCAGCGUGAAGAAGGGGUACAUGGUAACCUACGUGCCUUACGCGAUGGGGAGGAUGAAGUCGUUGUGGGGCGAAGACGCAGAGGAGUUUCGACCCGAGAGGUGGAUCAAUGACAACGGCGUGUUCCAGCAAGAAAGCGCCUUCAAGUUCACAGCAUUUCAGGCCGGCCCGAGGAUCUGUCUAGGCAAAGAGUUCGCCUACCGGCAGAUGAAAGUCUUUGCAGCUGUGCUGCUGACCGCCUUCUCGUUCCAGCUGAACGACGAAACCAAACCUGUCAAGUAUCGAACUAUGCUAACUCUGCAGAUCGGCGGCGGCCUCCAUCUUCGCGCGAAUCCGAGGAUGUCCUGUCCUGAAGCUUGUUAA